Messenger RNA from Fusarium pseudograminearum CS3096, 1377 nucleotides. RefSeq lists its product as uncharacterized. Bases 1 to 1377 code for a protein of 458 amino acids. NCBI's taxonomy places the organism in Eukaryota, Fungi, Ascomycota, Sordariomycetes, Hypocreales, Nectriaceae. The transcript has 4 exons. Gene Ontology annotation, biological process: regulation of transcription by RNA polymerase II; chromatin remodeling; box C/D snoRNP assembly. Gene Ontology annotation, molecular function: ATP binding; DNA helicase activity; ATP hydrolysis activity. The record is from RefSeq and is a predicted model, not a curated record. Gene Ontology annotation, cellular component: R2TP complex; NuA4 histone acetyltransferase complex; Swr1 complex.
AUGGUCCAAAUCAGCGAGGUCAAGGGCAACAAGCGAGACAACCGCACGGCUGCCCACACUCACAUCAAGGGCUUAGGCUUGAAAUCCGAUGGAUAUGCAGAGAAGCAGGCGGCUGGUUUUGUUGGCCAAGCAGCCGCGCGCGAGUCCUGUGGUGUUGUGGUGGACUUGAUUCGAGCUCAGAAGAUGGCCGGCCGAGGUGUUCUGCUCGCGGGAGGUCCUGGAACCGGAAAGACAGCUUUGGCGCUCGCCAUCAGCCAAGAGCUGGGCACCAAGAUCCCAUUCUGCCCUAUCGUCGGCAGCGAAAUCUACUCGACCGAAGUAAAAAAGACCGAGAUGUUAAUGGAGAACUUCCGAAGAGCCAUUGGCCUCAAGGUCCGAGAGACGAAGGAGGUGUACGAAGGAGAGGUCACAGAACUCACACCUGAGGAGGCUGAAAACCCUCUAGGCGGCUACGGCAAGACCAUCAGCACGCUGCUGAUCGGACUCAAGAGCGCAAAGGGACAAAAGAAGCUUCGCCUCGACCCUAGUAUCUAUGAGGCGAUCCAGAAGGAGAGAGUCACAGUCGGCGAUGUUAUCUAUAUCGAAGCGAACACCGGCGCCUGCAAACGAGUCGGACGAUCUGACGCCUAUGCUACGGAAUUCGAUCUCGAGGCGGAGGAGUAUGUGCCCAUUCCCAAGGGUGAGGUGCACAAGAAGAAGGAAAUCGUACAGGAUGUUUCGCUGCACGACUUGGACGUGGCCAAUUCUCGUCCCCAAGGCGGCCAAGACAUUAUGAGUAUGAUGGGCCAGCUGAUGAAGCCCAAGAUGACGGAGAUUACGGACAAGCUGCGUGGCGAGAUCAACAAAGUGGUCAGCAAGUACAUCGACCAGGGUGUUGCUGAACUUGUGCCUGGUGUUUUGUUUAUCGAUGAGGCACACAUGCUCGAUGUGGAGUGUUUCACUUACCUGAACAGAGCCCUCGAAUCGCCCAUCGCCCCCAUCGUGGUUUUGGCUUCCAACCGGGGAAUGUGCACUAUCAGAGGCACUGACGACAUUGUCGCAGCCCACGGAAUCCCCUCUGACUUUCUCGCACGAAUGCUCAUUAUCCCCACAACGCCCUACGAAGCAGAUGAAAUUAAGCGUAUUGUCCGGAUACGAUCAACAACCGAGGGCGUCUCAGUGUCAGAUGCUGCCAUUGACAAGAUCUCUGAACACGGUGUCCGCAUCAGCCUGCGGUAUUGUCUGCAGCUCCUAACUCCUUCGAGCAUUCUUGCCAAGGCCAACGGCCGCUCGCAAAUCGACGUGCAGGAUGUUGCUGAAUGUGAGGACCUGUUCCUUGAUGCAAGCCGAAGUGCCGCCCUUCUUAGCAGCGAGGCUGGACGAGGAUACCUCGCGUAA